AUGGCCGACAUACGCGUUCAAAGCCUGCGCAAACCCAUUGAUGUCUCGGAAUAUCUCUUCCGGCGGCUCUAUGAGGUUGGCGUUCGCUCGUUACAUGGUGUCCCCGGCGACUAUAAUCUUGUCGCACUCGACUAUCUUCCCAAAUCUGGACUGAAAUGGGUUGGCAGUGUCAAUGAGCUGAACGCCGCCUACGCUGCGGAUGGGUACGCCCGUGUAAAGCAGAUCGGUGCGCUCCUCACUACAUUCGGUGUAGGAGAGCUGUCUGCCAUCAAUGGUGUCGCGGGGGCCUUUUCUGAGCGUAUACCCGUCGUCCAUAUUGUCGGGUACCCGUCGACGCUCUCGCAACGAGACGGCAUGCUUCUGCAUCACACCCUUGGCAAUGGGGACUUCAACGUGUUCGCCAACAUGAGUUCUCAAAUUUCAUGCCAGGUUGCCAAGUUAAAUAGCCCAUCGGACAUUGCGGACCAAAUUGAUCAUGCUUUGCGUGAGUGUUGGGUUCAAUCGCGACCCGUCUAUAUCACCCUACCAACGGACAUGGCCGAAACCAAGGUGGAAGGGGCACGACUUGACCGGCCGAUUGACCUGACGGAGCCACAGAAUGAUCCAGAAAAGGAGGAUUAUGUUGUUGAUGUCAUCAUGAAAUACCUCAACGCUGCCAAGAACCCGGUGCUGCUCGUUGACGCCUGUGCCGUGCGUCACCGUGUGCUUCCAGAGGUUCAUGAUCUUUUGGCCAAGUCAAAUCUGCCUGUCUUUGUGACCCCAAUGGGCAAGAGUGCUGUCAAUGAACAGCAUGACAACUUUGGUGGUGUCUAUGCUGGAGACGGCUCACACCCUCCAGAAGUGAAGGAUAUUGUGGAAUCAUCGGAUCUGGUUGUGUCUAUUGGCGCUUUGAAGAGUGACUUCAAUACGGCUGGCUUCUCUUACAGAACAUCGCAGCUCAACAGCAUCGACCUUCACAGUGACCAUUGUGUUGUGAAAUAUUCGACAUAUCCUGGGGUGAGGAUGAAGGGAGUUCUGCAGAAAGUUGUCAAGCGAAUUGAUCCUAAACAGCUCAACAUCCGCGCUUCCCCCGCCGUUCGAAAUGAGGCGAGGGAACACCACGAUGGAUCAGCGACAAUAACUCAGGCUUGGUUCUGGCCACGUCUUGGCGAAUUCCUGACUGAUAAUGACAUUGUUGUCACAGAAACAGGGACUGCAAAUUUUGGUAUCUGGGACACCAAGUUUCCCUCCGGGGUAACGGCGCUGAGUCAGGUUCUCUGGGGUAGUAUAGGAUGGUCAGUAGGUGCAUGUCAAGGAGCCGCACUUGCCGCCAAGGAUAUGGGUGAGAAGCGAAGGACCAUUUUGUUUGUUGGGGAUGGCUCAUUUCAAUUGACUGCUCAGGAACUGAGCACCAUGAUACGCCAUGAGCUGAACCCGAUCAUAUUUGUCAUUUGUAACGAGGGUUUCACUAUUGAGCGAUUUAUCCAUGGUAUGGAUGCAGGCUACAAUGAUAUUGCUAAAUGGGACAACCGGGGCCUUGUUGAUGUUUUCGGCGGUCAAGGGAAGGCUCAGAAGUUUGCUGUGAAAACAAAGGAUGAGUUGAACGAGUUGCUUGCAAAGCCUUCCUUUAAGGCUGCGAACGAAUUGCAACUUGUUGAGGUAUAUAUGCCAAAGAAAGAUGCGCCGAGAUCACUGGUGAUGACGGCCGAGGCUAGUGCCAGAACAAAUGCAAGGAAGGAGUGA
Molecule: messenger RNA, 1722 nt
Organism: Metarhizium robertsii ARSEF 23
Lineage: Eukaryota; Fungi; Ascomycota; Sordariomycetes; Hypocreales; Clavicipitaceae
Product: pyruvate decarboxylase
Exons: 4
Coding region: 1-1722 (573 amino acids)
Molecular function (GO): thiamine pyrophosphate binding; carboxy-lyase activity; magnesium ion binding
Source: RefSeq, a predicted model, not a curated record